AAGGCGCCGCCGCUGCCUCCCGAGCCGGGGCGAAUCGAUUGCUCCGUGUCGGCCCCCACCUGCAGUAUGGAGUCGUCUCGGGGGUGGCCUGGGCCCGAGGCGGACCUUCUGACUCUAGCGGAACCGCAGGCCGCGACCUUCGGAGGCGGGCCGGGCCCAACGCCCUCUGAGCCGCCCUCAGGCCUCUGGGUGUACACGGAGGGAGAGGCCGAGAACGUUGGGGGCGUGAGCCGCCACCCCAGGGAGUCCCCGAAGACUUUGAGCGUCGUCCACCGGCCGGAACGGGAGGCUCGGGAGGACGAGCCCGGCCCCCGAGGGACGCUAUCUGGGGCCCGGAGCCGCCGUGAGGCGCCGGGCUUCGAGCACGACCCGCCCCUAUCCUCCCGGCACCAGGACCCUGAGCCGCCCGAGGUCUGCCGUCGGGGGAUCCCGGGAGGCGGCGGGAUGAAUGCUGAGCAGCAGCAGGAGGAAGAAGAAGGCAACGACGAGGAGGCGACGGCAGCCGGCAGGGCUGGCCGCUCGUUCUCCAGCCGCCUUCAGGACAGCCGCAGCCUGGACGGGCUGAGCGGGGCGUGUGGAGGCGCCGGCUCCGCGGGGAGUGCAGAGCCUGGCGCGGGCGGCGGACGCCGCGCCACCAUCUCCAGCCCCCUGGAGCUCGAGGGCACAGUGAGUCGCCACGGCGACCUCACCCACUUUGUGGCCAACAACCUGCAACUCAAGAUCCGUUUGAGCGGCGCCCCUCCACCCCCGCCCGCUGCCCCUGCGCGGCCCUGCUCGGCACCUGCGCCCACUCUGGCCAUCCCGCCCAUCGACCCCGACGUGCUGCGGGAUCUAGAGCGGCUGAGUCGGGAGCUGGGCGGCCGGGUGGACCGUCUGCUUCGCGGGCUGGGUGGCGCGGUGCAGGAGCUGACCGCACUGAGCGUGGGCUGCAUUCAGACCUAUCGCGACGCCGUGGACUCCUUAGGCGAAGCCGUGGACAUGAGCAUCAAGGGCAUGUACACUCUGCUGGCACGCUGCGAGGAGCUGGAGCGGGCUCUGCAGCCCGUUCAGGGGCUGGCGCGCCAAGUUCGGGACAUCCGACGCACUCUGGAGGUGCUGGAGGCCCUGUGCAAGUGACCCAGAGCGCAAGAGAGGCCGGGUCUGGCCAGGGCAGGGCCCAGCAGGACCCUAAGGACUCUUCGAGGAGCCCUGGUGGGAACUGCCCGCUGAGGGGAGGCCUAUGUGUUGGAGGCUCUUCCAGAUGUGUUCAGUUGGCCCGCGCCCCCUCGCUGGCCCUUAGGCAGGCGUGUAUGGGGAAGUUCUAACGGUUCUCCUGGUGGGAAGGGAUGUUGCUCUGCUUCUGUUCAGUUGGCCAUCUGUAGCUGCCCUGUUCCUCCCAACUCUCCUCCCUAGCUAGAGCACCAUCCCUGGUGACCCAGGGCUUUAGGUCUCGGCUUGAAGGUGGGGUCAUGACUUUCAUAUGUGAUCAAGAGAAGGGAACAGAGGAAGCCCCAGCCCCCACUUUGGCCAUCCUGACUCCAGUGGCCGCAUCUCAGGUGUCAGGGGCUGUGGGAGCUCGAAUGGUCCUUUGGCCACAUCAUGCAGGCCAAUGCACACCUGCAGAUGGAUAACCUCCUGUUUCUGCCUCCUGGCCCCCAUCCAUGUCACUUCUCGAGCCAGAACCAUGGUGGAGCUGGGAGGAAUGCAUUGCAUGGUAGAGGGGAUGAGGCGGGAGAUGUCUCACUGCUGUCAGGGUUCAGGCAGAAUUGUUGCCAGUUUUGAAGCCGACCUGUUGUGGAGUGUUCUAAUCAGUUUUGGCUUUUUGAGUUUUCAUGGAAUUAAAGUGCUGCUGCUGCUGCUAA
Messenger RNA from Cynocephalus volans (Philippine flying lemur), 1841 nucleotides. RefSeq names its product BLOC-1 related complex subunit 6 (gene BORCS6). Gene Ontology annotation, cellular component: BORC complex. The record is from RefSeq and is a predicted model, not a curated record. The transcript has a single exon. The coding region runs from base 67 to 1116 and encodes 349 amino acids. Gene Ontology annotation, biological process: lysosome localization. NCBI's taxonomy places the organism in Eukaryota, Metazoa, Chordata, Mammalia, Dermoptera, Cynocephalidae.